AUGGAGGGCAUACUCAAGCUGCUGGAGCAGCACCGGGUCCCGAGCUCUCGCGUGCCCGACGGGGAGCUGCACGAGCAGGGGAGGAGGGCUCUCGGGGUUCUGGCCGGCGUCGUCGAGGGCGCCGUGGCGGACUACGAAGAAGACGACCAAGGGAUAAGGUUGGCCCAUGCUGAUUGCUCGAGAGCUGGUGCCGGCGUGGUCGGAAGAUGGGGUGCAGCUCUAGCGGAUUUUGACGGCUGGGGUACCAUGUGUCUUGAUUGCCGUUGGGCUGCCGCCUACCGCCCGCUCGGCCCGGGCUGA
Messenger RNA from Gaeumannomyces tritici R3-111a-1, 300 nucleotides. RefSeq lists its product as hypothetical. The transcript is spliced from 3 exons. Bases 1 to 300 code for a protein of 99 amino acids. The record is from RefSeq and is a predicted model, not a curated record. Lineage: Eukaryota; Fungi; Ascomycota; Sordariomycetes; Magnaporthales; Magnaporthaceae.